AGGCUCUCCCCUCUGUCCUCUGGUCCCAUUACACCCAUCCAGACCUGGAAAACCAGGACCUCCAGCCGGACCCGGGUGACCCUGAACACACAAAGAAAUGCCCUCAGUGUGACAUGACUAAAGCUGGACCAUGUAGAGGACGUGACAGACGGAUGGGGCGGGCCUUCUUACCGGAACUCCUUCUAAACCCGGAAAUCCAAAAACACCAGGACUUCCCUGAAACAAGAAACACACGCUGCAUUAUGGGAUGUCACAGAUACACACCAGAGCAGGACCGGACGAUUGUGUGCAGUGGAUAUUGCGGGUUUGACUAUCCCGCUGCGACGACUCCAUCCAGCAGCAGGUUGAUGUUACAGGGUCACCACUAUACACGGACCCCUGCGGUCUGAGCCGAGUCGAACCGAGUACUGGACUGCAUCCCGAGCCAAGCCGAGACCAAGCUCACCCCGGAGUGAGACCGAAGAGACCGGGACGGUGCAGCGGCAUAAGCGAGUGUAUGGAGCGCCCGGGCACCCAGCGGCGGGGGAUCAAACCUCUACAGCUGCUGCUUCCGCUGGUGGUGGUGGUGCUCUGCUGCACUCCAGGAGACACCAAGACAGGGUGUCACUGCAAUGGGAAGGCGUUGUGUCACUGUGAUGGGGUCAAAGGUCAAAAGGGUGAACCUGGUUACGGUGGAGAACGGGGACUUCCUGGAAUGAUUGGUUACCCUGGAAAUGAGGGUCCCCAUGGGUUUUCCGGAGAGAAGGGUGAGCAGGGAGCAGCAGGACCUUCAGGACCGAAAGGCUCUCGGGGUCUUUCAGGAAAACCUGGAUAUCCAGGACCUCCAGGACUGCCGGGACUUCCUGGAAGUGAAGGACCCAUUGGACAACCAGGAUUCCCAGGAUGCAAUGGGACAAAGGGCGAUGUUGGUUACCCCGGGUUCCCUGGACCUCUGGGAACCGUUGGCCUUCCUGGUCUGCCAGGACUGCAGGGUACAAAGGGAGACUCGAUCGUCUACCCCAUUUCUCCGGAUAUUAAAGGACAAAUGGGAAAACAAGGACUGAAAGGACGAGAGGGACUGAGGGGAGAUCCAGGUCAACUCGGCCCUUCAGGACCACCAGGACCUGCAGGAAUUCCUGGAAUUCCAGGGUUUCCGGGGUCACCAGGAGAGAAAGGUCAGGAGGGUCCCAAUCCCAUGAUUCUAGGUCCUCGAGGACAGAAGGGUGAUCGUGGACUUCCAGGGAUCCCUGGACAGAAAGGAAUAAAACUGUAUGCUGAAGGACCCAAAGAGCUGAAGGGAGAACCUGGUGAAAAAGGAGAGAAGGGUUCCCAUGGGCUUCCUGGUGUCGCUGGGAAACUUGGAAGGAAGGGAGAGAAGGGUGAACAAGGCGACCCAGGCACAUUUGGUAAACAAGGAAAGGACGGACUCAUCGGAGCGCUUGGAAUUCCAGGAGACACAGGGGAUGUUGGGUACCUUGGGCCUCCUGGUAUUGAAGGAACCCAGGGGGAGAAAGGUGAACGUGGUCCUCCAGGUCUUCCAGGAGAGACUAUCUGGAAUCACAGGUUUCUGAAGGGUCAGCGUGGUGUCUCCGGGGUCCGUGGCCCCCAAGGAGCCCCUGGAGAACAAGGAAUCAUUGGUUUUCCUGGAAUGCAGGGUGAGACAGCAGCGGCUCCUGCUGGACUUCCAGGAGCUCAGGGCCCCCCAGGCCUUACAGGGCCCAAAGGAGAACAAGGAGAGCCAGGGUCCCUCAUGUACGGCACCCCAGGGGUGACAGGAAUCCCAGGGGCUCUUGGAGCCAAAGGAGAACCAGGAGAACCGGGAAUACCAGAUUUUCUGUCGGGAGAUGUCGGUGCUGCAGGAGAUAAAGGGACCAGAGGGGAAGAGGGGCAGAUGGGUGAAAAAGGAGAGACAUGCUUCGUUUGUGCUGACGGGUCCGGCUCCCCCGGACCUCCGGGUAAACCAGGAGAGUCAGGUGAACCUGGGCUGCCAGGGUCCGACGGUUUUCCAGGACCAAUAGGUGACAAAGGCGUCAAAGGUAUCCGAGGAUCACCUGGUCCACAGGGCCCCUUUGGUUUCCCCGGCAUCCCAGGGUCCCCAGGACCUACUGGUAAACCAGGGAUCAUGAACAGAGUAGGAGAAAAGGGUGAGGAAGGAGCGCAGGGGGGACCAGGACCAGUGGGUAUCGAGGGUACAAAUGGACCUGUAGGUAUACCGGGACCAAAAGGUGUUCAAGGACAGAAAGGAAACCCUGGGCCUCCAGGACAGAAAGGUGACAGGGGCCCACUUGGGGAGUCUGGUCCUAGCGGGCUGAUAGGGCAGAGGGGACCCCCAGGGCCUCCUGGUAUUGGUGUUCCAGGGCCUCCAGGACCUAAAGGCAACAUAGGGGUCCUGGGCCAGAGAGGAAGUCCUGGAAGACCAGGUGAGAAAGGUUCUCCCGGAGAAAUCAAGACAUCUCCAGGAGAUCCAGGACAGAAAGGAGAGAAAGGUUUUCCUGGAAAUCCUGGACCUGAAGGAGUGACAGGACUUCCUGGUGGUCCUGGACCUGUUGGUCCUAAGGGAGAAAAAGGAGAUGAAGGGUUUUCUGUACAGGGGCCCCCAGGCUUCCCAGGGGUCAAAGGAGUGAAAGGUCCUCCAGGAGCUCCAGGUUUAUCAAGUUUUGGUAUCAAGGGACGUGCGGGGCCGUCAGGGCCACCAGGGAUGCCAGGGCCUAAGGGAGACAGAGGUGCCGGCCUUCCAGGACAGCAGGGUCAGUCUGGACCUCCGGGAGAAGAUGGUUCUGUGGGAUCUCAAGGAAACCCUGGACCUCAUGGACCAGAGGGAGUUCCAGGGCUUCCGGGACAAGACGGACGACCGGGACCUAGAGGUUUUAGUGGUCUAGACGGUGUCCCUGGCCCAACUGGCGUUACUGGACUCUGUUUAGAUGGGGCUCCUGGACCAAAGGGAGAGGAAGGACAGAUUGGCUCCAUUGGCUUCCCAGGGGUCUGUGGCUCAAAGGGGGUGCAGGGUGAUUCUGGACUGCCAGGUGUGGGACCCCUGGGUCCUCCAGGGCCAUAUGGGACUCCAGGGCUUAAUGGACUUCCUGGGCCAGAAGGAGGCUUUGGACUGAAAGGCCUUAGGGGGACUGAUGGGAAGCCAGGAUGCCCAGGCAUCAAAGGUGACAUGGGUCCGCCUGGACCUCUUGGGUGUGCGGGGGAUGAUGGAAAACCAGGAGAGCCAGGACGAGUAGGACCAAAAGGUGAGAUGGGCAUAGAUGGGAUCAGGGGUUCUCAGGGCCCUCCAGGGCCUCAGGGGGACCAAGGGGAGAGAGGACCUCCAGGCCUCGAAACUUCUGUAACGACGUUUGGAGAUCCUGGAGUUGAUGGAAAUCCAGGGCCCCUAGGACUUACUGGCGCUAAAGGAGACAGGGGCAUCCCUGGACCUCAAGGACUUGACGGCAGCAAUGGCGUACCUGGAGAAGCUGGGCCACAAGGACUUCCUGGAGACCCCACCAGAGAUGGGGAAAUUGGUCCUCUUGGUCUUACCGGUCUCCCUGGGUACCCAGGGGAAAUGGGCAGGCCAGGAUUAAAGGGUGAGAAAGGCUCUUUGGGCCCUUCUGGUGAAGCUGGUUCAGAUGGUACACCAGGGUCAGGAGGACCAAAAGGUGCUAAAGGAGAACCAAGUCUACCUGGACUUGGAAUAAAAGGAUAUACUGGACAGAAGGGAAAUUCAGGAUGUUCGGGACCUUUAGGUUCAAAGGGAAGAACAGGAGACUCUGGGAACAUUGGUUCUCCAGGAGAAUAUGGCCCUUGUGGCCCCAAAGGAUACUAUGGUCCCGUGGGAUGCAGAGGUCCUCCGGGAACUGUGGGUGAAAAAGGUAGUGAUGGUCCACCAGGGAAAACAGGCCCUCCAGGACCCCCAGGACUACAAGGCAAUAAGGGGGCUCCUGGAGACCCUGGUCUACCGGGUUUCAGAGGAAACCAGGGACAAGAUGGGAUACCUGGACCUCCAGGAGAGAAAGGAGCCAUGGGAGCUCCUGGAUUUGGUCCCCGGGGCCCAGAGGGGCAGCAAGGUCAACCUGGCUCUGUCGGAGAUCAGGGUCUUCCUGGGACCUGUGGACCUCCCGGUCCUAGUGGUCCUGGGGGAAAUGCAGGUUAUCCUGGUCCUCCUGGACCCUCUGGUCCUCCUGGCUCUCCUGGACCCGAGGGACUCUGCACUGCAGGAGAAAAAGGAGCUCACGGGGUCUCUGGAGCACAAGGACCAAAAGGUCCCCCUGGCUGUAUGGGACCUCCUGGUCCUCCCGGUCCUGGUUAUAAAGGAGACAAGGGAAGUAUAGGAGCAAUAGGUAACCCAGGACCAACUGGUUACCCUGGCGACCCUGGUCCACAGGGCCAGCCGGGUAAAGACGGAACCCCGGGUCUACCUGGACCCAAAGGCAAGAUGGGAGAGACUGGUGUCAUUGGACCUUUUGGUUUGAAGGGGGAUGCGGGGCCCCAAGGUGAUGCUGGCUUUCAAGGACCUCCAGGACUACCUGGGUGUCAAGGACUGAGGGGUAUGGAUGCAUCCAGAGAGGUGAGGAUGGUUCCAGGAGAUGAAGGCUUGCCUGGAGUUCAGGGACCCCCAGGAGAGAGAGGACCCCCAGGGGCCAGUGGGAGACCAGGAUGUCCAGGUGUGAAGGGCAGUAAAGGUCAGGUGGGUAUCAGAGGACCAGGUGGUCGCCCUGGACCUAAAGGGGAUCAGGGAGACCAAGGACUACCUGGAACAAAAGGUAUCCCAGGUACAUGUGGUCUCCUCGGUGCCAAAGGUCUUCCGGGUCCACCGGGUCCGAGUGGGGAUGCACCAGAGAGGAAUGGCUUCCUGUUCACCAGACACAGCCAGAACCUUGUCAUCCCAUCAUGCCCUGCAGGAUCCAGUCAGGUGUACAGCGGUUACUCGCUGCUGUUCAUCAACGGAAACAACCGAGCGCACGGACAAGACCUGGGUACGUUAGGCAGCUGUCUCCCUCGCUUCACCACCAUGCCCUUCCUGUUCUGCAACACUGACAAUACUUGUCGCUAUGCCUCACGUAACGAUUACUCCUAUUGGCUGUCCACCAAUGAAACACUACCGGGCAGCGUCCCCUUCAUCACCGAAGAUUUACUGGAGAGUUACAUCAGCAGGUGUAUUGUAUGUGAGGCCAGAGCCAACGUGAUCACCGUCCACAGUCAGACCAAUUUUGUCCCGAGCUGUCCCUCUGGGUGGGAUCGUCUUUGGUUGGGAUACUCCUUUGUGAUGGAAACAGGAGUGGGGGCCGAGGGGUCAGGACAGCCUCUGUCUUCCCCUGGAUCUUGUCUGGAAUUCUUCAGGAAGAUUCCCUUCAUUGAGUGUCAUGGCAGAGGAUCCUGCAACUACUACACUGACUCAUACAGCUACUGGCUGGCUGCUCUCAACCCCAGCGACAUGUUCAGUAAACCCAAGCCUCAGACUGUUACAGGAGAGUUUCCAGACAGUUUGAUCAGCCGCUGUCAAGUGUGUAUGAAGAGGCUGUGAACAUAUGACUGACAAGAGCAUCACCUGACUCCUGACGCCUCACACCAGCAGCCAAUCACAACCUUCCGCUGUGAUCCACUUUCCUUCUGGCUAUAAUCUAUUUCAUGAUUAGGAAGAAAAUUCCAAAUUUUUGAUGCAAUUUGUCCAUAAAUUCUUCUAAAGCUAAACAAAGGAUAUCAGAAAAUCUCCUAAAUUAAAUUAAUCAGCAGCACAUGUAUCCAGUAUGUGGAUAAUACAUCUGUACAGAUAGUGCAGCUAUAUUUUUCGUAAUGAUCUGAAUGUGGAACAAGUCAAAAAAACCUUUAUCAGAUCUGCUCCAAAAUUCAACAAAUUCUUCCUUGGUUGACACCUAACACUAUCACGUCUCACCCAUUCACUCGUUCUUGCGUUCUCUUGCUAACAAACACAUGCAGACAAUCAAACUGCAAUGAAGUAAUGAAAUAGUACGGACAUAAACAGCAUAAAAAUACUCUUGACUCAUAGUCGUCAGAAUGAGACAGAGCCAUUACUCCUAGUGUCUGUUUGUACAUAUUAGAUCUGUACAUAUGUUUGACUUUGUUGUUUUCCUGAAUAAUUCCCAAAAAUUUUAAAACAACCACUUUAAUUAGAUCCACAACAAACUCCCCCAUUUACUUACAUUCGGGUCUUGCUUGGACCAGUGUGGAUGGGAAAAUGACAUAUGAUUCAGGUGCAUGUGUAGUGUUUACAUUAUGAUACGAGAAUCCCCAAAAUCUCAAACACUAGUGUCUCAUCGGCAGUUGAAUAAUAUUAUGGUGAGGACUUUGGCGAGGCAAGAAUCAAGGUUCAUCCAAAUGGAAACCAGGAUUUUUGCCCGUUCAGCUUUGUACUUGACAAGUUUAUACGGCUUUUUAUAAAGAAAGACAUAUAGACCAGGGAUUUACUGUGAAAAAUACUAACCUCAUCAUGGGUAUUUGUAGGCAUAUAAGUAGGGGAACCAUGGUAUAAAGCCAUUUAAAAAUGGAUUUCUUGUGAACAUGCAAUUAAAAACAUUCAUUGUCACAAUCAAAUGGAAUAAUACAAUAAUUGUAUGAUAUUCAAUUGAAUUAAUUCAUCUAUUCCAAACCCUUGAAUGAAUCUUGAAUGAAUGAAAAAAUGAUAAAUAUCUCAGUCAAUGUUUGUGCGAGAGUAUAUUUUUAAAUAAAGUAAGAAAAUAUUUUUUAUUUAUCCCAGUUAACUCAAUUAAGCACCACAUUUCCAAUGGUGAUAUAUCACACUCUCCAAGAUAUGGAACAGAAAAUAACAUUCAUGCUUAUGUAAAAAUAGUUAAAUGUACCUCACAACAUGUGUUGCUGAUAGCUCAUUCUCACUGAUUAAAAAAAAAAAAAACAGUUUAAUCCCAUGUUUAAAUGUGUUUAGUUUGGCAUUUAAUCCUAGGUCAAAUGACUAUGCAAUAGACACAGGGUUUUAUAGGUCUGGCAUCAAUGGGAACAUCAUUUAGAAUUUAAAUUGAACCCAUUUCAUUCUUAAAUAAACAAUGUACCCAAUCA
This is a messenger RNA of Solea solea (common sole), 6993 nucleotides long. It is a transcript of the gene col4a3, whose product is annotated as collagen, type IV, alpha 3. The coding region runs from base 497 to 5485 and encodes 1662 amino acids. The transcript has 53 exons. NCBI's taxonomy places the organism in Eukaryota, Metazoa, Chordata, Actinopteri, Pleuronectiformes, Soleidae. Gene Ontology annotation, molecular function: extracellular matrix structural constituent. The record is from RefSeq and is a predicted model, not a curated record. Gene Ontology annotation, cellular component: collagen trimer.